Postia placenta MAD-698-R-SB12 is the source of this 3024-nucleotide messenger RNA. RefSeq lists its product as hypothetical. Gene Ontology annotation, biological process: protein stabilization; telomere maintenance via telomerase. Bases 1 to 3024 code for a protein of 1007 amino acids. The record is from RefSeq and is a predicted model, not a curated record. The transcript is spliced from 8 exons. Gene Ontology annotation, molecular function: telomeric repeat DNA binding; Hsp90 protein binding. Gene Ontology annotation, cellular component: cytosol. NCBI's taxonomy places the organism in Eukaryota, Fungi, Basidiomycota, Agaricomycetes, Polyporales, Adustoporiaceae.
AUGUCCGCCGAAUAUCUGGACACUACUCUCUCGCAGAUCAGAGAACUUAUUGCACGACUGCAAGCCCCGGUGCCCGAUAAACUUACUCUGCUUCAGCUGCUCAGUGCUCCUCUGGACCACUUGGGACUGCUGCCACCCAAGUUCAAACGGUACAAUGUGUCUCCUUUACCAAGUGACUCCCUCCACAUUUACCGACACAUCCCGCUGCUGCAACGAGCGCUCCUCGAACACAUCAUACCUUCAUGGGAGCCCAUCCUCACACAGGAGGGAAACCAAGCGUUGUUAGAACAAUAUUUCUUCCCAGACGCCAUUUCCUUUACUUCCCCCUCGGCGGGACAAGUCGCUACGCUCGCGUACUCCACCAUCCUUUCGUCGCCCCUCACAGCGUCGUCCAUUCGCAUCCUAGUGAGACUGGUGAAGUCGUAUCCGAUAGAUGUGCUGCAUUCAGUCGUGUACUCUAGCCGAAACACGGGUGCGUCAGGCAAGCAGGAGAUUUCCUGGGAAGAUUGUGUGCGCAAUCUUGCAGCAAUCCCUGCAAAGGUAGCGAAUGCUCUCGGUGGAAAGGCCGACGUCCCCGUGGAGUUGCAGCAGGGCACGUACUUCCAUGGUCUCAGCAUACGCUGCGAACGUCUGAUCGACACCCUGGCUGCGGACUCUUCCCGAGAAAGUGUUUCAUCUUUGACAUACCUACUCGGAAAGCUUGUCAACGUCGGCGUGUUUCCCCCAUCCCAUCCCACAUCUCCUUCCGAGCCCUCCUUCUUUCAGGCCACUAUCCCCGCCAUCCGCGCGCGUCUUUCCGUCCCCAAUGCGUCCUACGCGGCAAUGUGGCGCAAACUCCUUACCUCUCUUCCCUCUUUCUCAACCCUUCAGUCCAUUGUCACAUCUUUACUUGCAUCGCUCGCAGACAUCCCUUCGGACUUCAACGCCACACCGCUCGCUCGCUCAUUCGUAAAGCGCGAGGCGCAGCUACUCAAAGACCUUUUGGGUAGGCCGUGCAGUGGGAACGGCGAGUUGUUGGAUUGCUUUAGCGCGGUAGCGCUAGGGAGGGAGUGGCCCGAGGGUCAUGCGCGCAUCUUUGCGUGCUGGACAGCUGGGGCGGAGAAAGACGAAAGCGAUGCCGAAGUCUUGUCGAAGGUAGUAGAUAUUUGGACGAACCCAGACCACAUCAGGCACUCCAUCCUCUCACGGCACCGGUACAUGACAUCUCUCCUCCUGCUCACUCUCGCCUCGGCCCGGCCUCCUGAGCCCACGUUUCAAUCGCUCGCAUUCUCCCCGCCUUUCAUACGCGCGAUCUCGACGUACAUCUCGCACCUCGACCCCGCGGUGCGCCGCUGCGGCAUGCUCGUCGCGGAGGAGGUUGCGCGCGGGGCGGGCAAGAAGCUCGACUUUGGGGACUGGGACGGCCACGGCCACGGGCGCGACUGGUGCCGCCGGCUGCGCGCCCUGAUGCGCGAGCGGGACGCCGACGCCGACGUAGACCUCGCGCCUGCCCUCGAGGACGAGGCGGAGACUCCGGGUCGGCCUGCGCGCCCCACGGUGCAGGACGCAGGGUACGACUCCGACGACUCGCUCACGGGCUAUGCAUCCCCGCCGGCGUCCUCGCGCUCUGCCUCGCCGACACCGUCCGAGCUCGAGGAGAUCGAGCGCGACCCCACGCUGCGCGUCGGCCAGAAGAGCGUGCCGCACCCCGUGUACCUCGCGCAGCUCGGGGAGCUGGUGCGCAGCACGUCGGGCGUGCGCUCGGAGCAGGAGGAUAUGCAGGCCCAGAAGCACGAGGUCGCGCUCAACGUUGCGGAAGAGCUUAUUCGGCGCAAGCGGGCGUAUGGCACGGAGCUCGAGGAAAAUGCGGUGAAUUUGGUGCAUGGUUUCUUGGGGCUUCAAGAUAGUUAUGAUAUUGAAGGCUUCGAGGAGAAGCGGCAGGCGGCUCUGAUCGCUCUCGUCGCGUGCUGUCCCCGGAAAGCGGCCCCCACCCUCAUUGAAGAAAUUUUCCGCAAUCAGUACUCAACCAACCAACGAUACGUUACCCUCAAUGCCCUCGCUGUCGGCGCCAGGGAACUCGCAUCAAUGCCUCUCCCGCCGAACUCGUAUACAUCCAAGAUUCCAGCAGAUCGCCUCACAUUCCCCAGCAAGCGUCUUCCGCCCGCAAUGCAUAAGAAGUACGUAACUGCUGGCGACCAGAUGCACAGCAACGAUCCGGUGCGUGACUUGCUGGACGGUAUCAGCCGCGAGGCAAUCGAGAGGGGCAAGGAGGCCACCGAGGACAAGGUGCCCGCCGUCGUACGCGAACGCCAGCUUCGCGUCCGCCAGACUCCGAAAGUCUCUGAGAUGCCUGCCGGUGGCUCCUCCUUGCCUCCCCUGUCCGCAGGCCUCGCCCCGCCGAAGACGACGACUUUCACGGAUGUGGCGGCGGAGUGUUUCAUAUGCCCUCUGGUGAAUCGCUUCUGGCUGUUCCUGCGCGACGAGCAGGCACGUGAGGCGAGGACCAUGCACCAGCCUGCACUUCACCGGUAUCGCGGGGCAGGUACCGGGCUUGUGCUCAACGCCAUGGUUCUAUCCCGCAUGCUGGGCACGCUCGCCGUGCUCGUGCAUGCGGCACGACAUGCUAAAGAGUGGCUUGCCAUUAUCGCGCCAGAUGCUCUCGAAUUGGCGGUAACGCUCGGCACACGGCCGGUGUCUGUCGUGGAGGGCGAUGACGACGACGACGAGCCCGACGAAGCGCAGAAGGGUCGCGGCAAAGACGCCGCUCUGCUCACAGCUGCAUUGGAGCUUGCACUUAUCGUGCUCGACGGCAGCCUGGAACUUGAUGAAGGGCGUUCCCUCGGGCUCGAACAUACUGCUCUUUUGUUUGGGGCGGAAGAAUGGGCCAAAGAGGUGUUCUCUAAGCUGGAGAGUGGAGUUCGGACAGUUGGAGAAGGUGGCGAACAUGAAGUAAGACUAAGGAGGGCGGCAGCCGGGGUCCUGUUGAAAGUCGAUGAACUCACGUCGAAGUGGAGGAGAUCUAUGAUUGACUUCGCGUCGCUGUAG